Messenger RNA from Candidozyma auris, 1116 nucleotides. RefSeq lists its product as uncharacterized. The transcript has a single exon. Lineage: Eukaryota; Fungi; Ascomycota; Pichiomycetes; Serinales; Metschnikowiaceae. The record is from RefSeq and is a predicted model, not a curated record. Bases 1 to 1116 code for a protein of 371 amino acids.
AUGAACCACGAGUUUCAGAAAAAUAACCCCGGCCAGGCGCCUCGUCCCUACACAAUGGCAGCGUACAGCGCUGGCGCAAGGGACCUGGAGAGUCCUGGAGGGCAGCCAGCGCCGGCAACAACCACUGCUGGGGCCUUGGCCAGUGCUGACGUUGGCGCUGGCGCUGACGCCGUGGAGCAAAACGUUCCACUGGCGAUGGUGCAGAACUUGAAUAUGGCGCCGUCGAUGAUGGUGGGCUCGUAUGACGUGCAGCCAGACCACCAGUCAUAUUCACCAGGACAGCGACCUCCUCCUCAGUUGCACCCAUCAAGCGGUCUUCCGGGCCACAUUCAGCAUCAACCUCAGCAUAUCCCCCAACAGCAUACUCAGCAUCAAUCUCAGCAUCCCCAACAGCAUACUCCCCUCCAGGAAAGCCAGCAGCCCCAGCAGCCCCAGCAACAUCAUCAAAAUCAACAACAACAACAACAACAGGCUCCUUUGCAGCAUCUAAAUACUCCACUUCUGCAACAAUUCAUCCUGGCUCCCCAGCUGGCACAGUCUCAGCUGGCGCAUCCCAACCAGUACCCACGGCCUCCCCAGGCGGCAUAUUCCAAUGGGACGGCUGAUUUUCGAAGACAGCCCCAGCCCCAGCCCCAGCCGCCUCCGCCUCCAGCCCAGCAUCCACAGCCGCCAGAUUUCCAAUUGCAGCCGCCAAGACGACCAGGACCUUCAGGCUUCCAGGACCACGACGUGGAGGUUUUAAAACAGCUUCUUCCAGUGGGCGAAAAGCAUAAAUGGAAGCAGAUUGCAAAACGAAUUAACCGGCGUAACGCUGCAACCAACAUCAAUAAUACGAAUGGUGGGGCCAGCGACAACGGCUCCUCCAGCGUCAGUUCUACCACCACGGGCGUAAGCGCAACGCCGUCUUCGCUCGAGCUGGAGGACGACCUAGGGCCUGGUGGCCGUAAGAGCGUGUCGGCGUCGUUUGCCAUGAGGCAGUACCAGCACAUGUUGGGUUUGCCCAAGGCGCCCAAUAGUUUUGGCGAUUUGGGGUCGUCGUUGCCAUACGCUGUUGCAGUGAGGGGGUGGGACGACAUCGACGACGAAAGCGCCCAUGUAUUUAGCGAGGAGGAAUAA